Molecule: messenger RNA, 1530 nt
Organism: Jaminaea rosea
Lineage: Eukaryota; Fungi; Basidiomycota; Exobasidiomycetes; Microstromatales
Exons: 2
Coding region: 15-1283 (422 amino acids)
Source: RefSeq, a predicted model, not a curated record
CUCCCACACCAGCCAUGCCCUCCAACCAACGUCCCCUAACAAGACCGCGCCCCAAAUCCACCUCAGGCGUCCUCUACGUAGCAGCCGCCCCCCUCGUGCUGCGUGCAGGCAACUUCCUCACCCUCUUCUGCACCCUCUUCCUCUCCCUCUCCCUCCUCUUCACCCUUCGAUCCCCCGACGACGUAGCCAGCGCGGCCCGCGGCUUGGAGGGUUACGUGGCCGGUGGGCUCAAGAGUGCUGCGGCGGGGCGAACAGGAGUCACAGGAACGAAAGGAUGUAGGCCAUUACGACUGCCCGGGUGGAUCGAUCUUGGUGGUGGUUCUGCUUCUGCUUCUGCUCAGCCGAAAUGGUCGACAUUCGACUCCCUUUGCCCUGAGAGCUCCAUCGUCUCUUCCCUAUCUUCUUCCUCCUCCUCCUCUGCCUCCCUACCUUGGCUGGCCAAUCGCACCCUACUGGUAGUGGGGGAUGAAGAGCCCACCCAUUCCCGUCUGGAGAGGUUGUGCGGUACUCUAGGCGGGAGAAGUGCAAAGGUCGACGUGGCGCAUCCCUGGGGUCAGGCACUAGAGCGUGUCGAGGGGGAGGUGGCCAAGUUGGGCAUGGGUAGCUAUUGUUAUGUGGAGAGGGUCGACCUCUUAAUCCACCACCUCCCCCACACAGGCCUCGCACCCCUCGGCAGCCAUUCCGUCGAGUCGAGGCUGAGUAGUCUUCUCCUCCCUCUCUUGACCUCUUGGUCCUCCCCUUCCCACUCCUCCCUUCCCUCCCUCCCCCACCCACGACGACGUCGUUCCCCCGACCUAACGAUUUGGUCUUCCUAUACCGCCGAUCUUGCCUCCCUCACCGACCCAGCAGGGGACAAGGUAGGAGCGGCUGCUGUGGGCCAGAUGGAGAAGCUCAACUGGUGGAGACGUCGCAACCUUGAGGCUCUGCAGCACUUGAAGAAUGUCGCAGGCGGAGGAAAAGUGGCGUGGAUGAGCCCCGGGCACGGCGAUGGCGAUGCGGUGGAGCAGGGGCAAGAAGGGAUGGCCCACAUGGCCGCUGCGUUGGAAACGCUCCUUCUCUCGCCUGCAGCAGGGGAUAGGUUCUUGGCCAAUGAGGUGCCCUACUCCCUUCGCGUCCCUACCCAUGCGCGAGGGGCGGCGAGCUGGUGGGCGGGGGAGGUACCUUGGAGGAGAGUAAGUGAGGGCUUGGUCGGGAUGCGCUCCAAGGGCGCGAAGAGCAGGGAGGACGUCGAGGCCGGAUUGUGGGGUGAAGUCUUGCUGGGUACGCUGGCCGAAGUGGUGUAGCGCUAUCGUACUGCUGAUGAGGGGUGGCAGCGUGGCGGGUAGACAUCUUAUGAACCCAAUCAAUCCCGGAUCGUCGUAAACCUCUGCCUCCAGUAGACCAAUGGUCUGCCCGUUCUCUCUUCUGCUCCCUUCACCUCCCCCUCGCUCCCUCUCCCAACGGACUCAACGGCGUGCACUCGAGCGAUAAAGAGUCGACUACCCUUUGACGCUCCUCUCUCUCGCCCUCCCCCUUGAUGUGCCACCUCUC